GUAUGUCACCGUAGACGCUCGGCUGAAACGGCCCUAUUUUAAAGUUCCUGGGGGCGAAGAGUGGAGCGACCUGGACAAAGCAGGAGAAAACGGGGCCAAGAUUUAACCUUGUUAAUAAAUAACUCAUCGUUUUCCGUACCGGGAGGGCAGUUGCCGCUCUAGAGAAAAGAGGUGCGACGCAUAAAACCGAGGUCUCACUUCCCGAUAACGUCAGAAAAUUCAGAAAAUGGCGGAGCCGGACAAAUUAAACAUCGACUCUAUAAUUCAACGUCUUUUGGAAGUGAAGGGCUCCCGGCCGGGGAAGAACGUCCAGCUGACGGAGAACGAGAUCCGUGGCCUUUGCCUCAAAUCCAGGGAAAUCUUCCUGAGUCAGCCAAUCCUGCUCGAAUUAGAGGCUCCUUUAAAAAUAUGUGGCGAUGUCCAUGGUCAGUACUACGACCUGCUCCGACUCUUUGAAUACGGAGGCUUCCCUCCAGAGAGCAACUACCUGUUUCUGGGCGACUACGUGGACAGAGGGAAGCAGUCGCUGGAGACCAUCUGUCUGCUUCUAGCUUAUAAGAUCAAAUACCCAGAGAACUUUUUCCUGCUGCGCGGAAACCACGAGUGCGCCUCCAUUAACCGAAUCUACGGCUUUUAUGAUGAGUGUAAGCGACGGUAUAACAUCAAGCUGUGGAAAACCUUCACAGACUGCUUCAACUGUUUACCUGUGGCUGCUAUUGUAGAUGAGAAAAUAUUCUGCUGUCAUGGAGGUUUGUCUCCGGACCUGCAGUCGAUGGAGCAGAUCCGCAGAGUCAUGCGGCCCACAGACGUUCCGGACCAGGGCUUGCUGUGCGACCUGCUGUGGGCCGACCCGGACAAAGACGUGCUGGGCUGGGGCGAGAACGACCGCGGCGUCUCCUUCACGUUCGGGGCGGAUGUGGUGGCCAAAUUUUUGCACAAACAUGACAUGGACCUAAUAUGCAGGGCACAUCAGGUGGUUGAAGACGGUUAUGAGUUUUUCGCAAAGAGGCAACUCGUCACUCUUUUCUCAGCUCCCAACUAUUGUGGAGAGUUUGACAACGCUGGUGCCAUGAUGAGUGUGGAUGAGACGCUCAUGUGCUCCUUCCAGAUUUUGAAGCCAGCAGAUAAGAAAUUGUAUCCUUACGGCGGCGGCGGAGGAGGAGGUGUGGGACUGGGAAGACCCGUCACUCCUCCACGGAACGCAGCCAAGGCCGGCAAGGCCAAGAAAUAACACGCGCUGACUUCCUCUUCCUACGAUUCACCACCCUUCGUCGUUCCAACACCUUUUUUUAUCAUUUCUUCCUUCCUCUCUACCUCCCAAACUUGUCCCCUUCGUCGGCACUGAACAGCAACAAAGACAUCCAGGGUUCAGUCGGGUUUUUCUCUCUGAAUGAAACACUUUUUGAACGUUUA
Molecule: messenger RNA, 1413 nt
Organism: Poecilia latipinna (sailfin molly)
Lineage: Eukaryota; Metazoa; Chordata; Actinopteri; Cyprinodontiformes; Poeciliidae
Product: serine/threonine-protein phosphatase alpha-2 isoform-like
Exons: 8
Coding region: 227-1231 (334 amino acids)
Cellular component (GO): nucleus; cytoplasm
Molecular function (GO): protein serine/threonine phosphatase activity
Source: RefSeq, a predicted model, not a curated record